Molecule: messenger RNA, 594 nt
Organism: Geodia barretti
Lineage: Eukaryota; Metazoa; Porifera; Demospongiae; Tetractinellida; Geodiidae
Source: the annotation of a GenBank genome assembly
AUGGACCCGGGGGCCGUGGUCCUCGUGAUGGUCGCGCUCCGCGCGAAAGGGCACCCAGGGAAGACGACACCGGCGGAUUCCAGGAACGUGUUGUCUUCACUCGACGUAUUGCAAAAGGUCGUGAAAGGAGGGCGUCGCCUUCGCUUCAAUGCCUUGGUUGUGGUUGGCGACGGUCAGGGCACUGUGGGUGCCGGCCUGGGGAAGGCGCUAGUUAUUCCGGACGCGGUGCGAAAGGGAAACGCGGUCGCCCGUCGCGAGAUGGUCACCAUUCCUCUGAAUGGAAGCACGAUCCCGCAACAGAUUACCGUAAAGAAGGGCGCCACCAUCGUGCUAAUAAAGCCUGCCCGCGAGGGCACGGGAGUAAUCGCGGCUGGCGCUAUGCGGGCCAUACUGGAACUUGGCGGCGUCAAGGAUGUCGUCGGGAAGUCCCUGGGUUCGCGGAACCCCAUUAACAUCGUGUACGCGACCAUGGAGGCGCUGCGCCAGCUGAAAGAUCCGGCAACGGAACUGGCUAAGCGUGGCUUGCGCCCCGCGCCCGUUGCUGCAGCUGUAGCAGCAGAGGGCGCAGCAAGUAGUACAGCAGAGGGCACUUAA